Messenger RNA from Cucurbitaria berberidis CBS 394.84, 153 nucleotides. RefSeq names its product carbohydrate-binding module family 18 protein. The record is from RefSeq and is a predicted model, not a curated record. Gene Ontology annotation, molecular function: chitin binding. NCBI's taxonomy places the organism in Eukaryota, Fungi, Ascomycota, Dothideomycetes, Pleosporales, Cucurbitariaceae. The transcript is spliced from 2 exons. The annotation marks the transcript as partial.
GUUUCGAAAAAUGCCCGCUGUGGUGCUAGCUUCAACGGUCAGACCUGUAUUGGUAGUCAGUGGGGAAAUUGCUGUAGCAAGUACUUUUAUUGUGGAAGUACCGACGACUACUGCCGCCCAGGUUCAUGUCAGAAGGGAUAUGGGUUGUGCAAC